Mesocricetus auratus (golden hamster) is the source of this 1611-nucleotide messenger RNA. It is a transcript of the gene Ufm1, whose product is annotated as ubiquitin fold modifier 1. Lineage: Eukaryota; Metazoa; Chordata; Mammalia; Rodentia; Cricetidae. Gene Ontology annotation, cellular component: cytoplasm; nucleus. The annotation marks the transcript as partial. The record is from RefSeq and is a predicted model, not a curated record. The transcript is spliced from 6 exons. Gene Ontology annotation, biological process: protein K69-linked ufmylation.
CCUCCAUCGUACUGCCUGACUGAAAAUUUGUCAGCGAGCAAUCAAAAGCAGAAGCGUCCUCUUUACCUGGCAUUUGCCCUUCAUCCCUGGUGGAUACACACUCUCAGUAAACUGCUGGCUCCUGUCUGGCCGUCCGCCGCGGCCUGCGCGCGCCUGUGCGUUUCUCAGGCGCGCCGCGGACAGCCGCCGCGGAGGGCGACGUGGGCCGCGAAGGCCCCCGUCGCCGGCCACCGAGGAAGCGCGGCGGGCGAAGGGGCGCGGGGUGUGCGCGGCGGCUCCACCAUGUCGAAGGUGUCCUUUAAGAUCACGCUGACGUCAGACCCGCGGCUGCCGUACAAAGUUCUUAGUGUUCCUGAAAGUACGCCUUUCACAGCGGUGUUGAAGUUUGCAGCAGAAGAAUUUAAAGUUCCUGCAGCCACAAGUGCGAUCAUUACUAAUGAUGGAAUAGGAAUAAAUCCUGCACAGACUGCUGGAAAUGUUUUCCUGAAACAUGGCUCAGAACUGCGAAUCAUUCCUAGAGACAGAGUUGGAAGUUGCUAAUGUCUGCUUCUUGGAAUAUAGAGCCUUUCAGAAUAAAUACUGGUGUUUGUUGUUGCUGUAUGGUUGAAAUCAGGCAUUCAUGAUACAAUGAAAGCACCAAGAAUCAAUGAGACAAGGAAAGUUGACUCUUGUCCCUUCUUGUUCAUUUUGUUCAUGGGAAGAAAGACUGCCUUUGAGUGGAGGGUACCAACCAUGGGUCACAUAGUCGGUGACUGCUGCCUCACCAGAAGAAGAGGGUACUUCUGUGACAAAUGGACUGUGCUUUAAAAAACAAACAAAACCACCAACACAACCAGAAGAUGAGUCGGAUCAUUCAUUUCAGGAAUAUUUGGAAAAUCAAAUUCAUAGUAUUGGAUGUAUUUCUAAUUUUAGAGUUUAAAGGAUAAUUGAUCAUAGAGGCAUUUGAUUGACAGCAUCUCACCUGCAGGCCCAUAUUUAGAUUUUAAAUUAUGUCCUUUGUGAUGAAGUUAAUGGGUAUUUCUGUGGACAGUUAAAUUUUAUACAAAAGCCAAAUUAAAUUAUGGGAUGUUACCAUUGUGUGUGUAAAGUUGCUAUCUUACACAAACAGCUUUGAUAUAGCGAUCUUAUGAAGUCAGGUGUGUCCUGGUGGGAAUUGACAGUGGCGCAGGAGAAGUCAGAGAGGGCAGUAGGGUUGAGAAAUGUGAAGGGGAAGAGCACUGGGCAUAGGCUCAGAAGGCAGCUACGUAGACAUUGCAAAACGCCCAGCAGUCUGCACAAAGAUCUCAGGGCCUAGGACAUGAGAGGUGUCUCAGCCCAGAACAGCUUUGCAAGCCUGAGUAAGUUCAAUUCCUAAAACCCGUGUGGAAAAAGAGAACCAAUCCACAGUCAUCCUCUGACCUUACACAGACACCCUGAUGUGAACCAGUCUCCUCUCCCACAGUAAUGCAUUUUGUAAAAGAUCUUAUUUGCCCCUACAGAGGAAAUCCAUGUCUUGGCACAUCUUGACAGUGACCAAGUGAGAGCAGGUGAGCUCUUUGGAGGUGAGGGUCUGCCACAUGCUCCCUAGAGCUAGAAAUACAAGUACUCAAUAAAUAUUGACUGAAUUCAUGA